UAGGCAGCGGGCGGAGGGAGCGAUCUGCCGGGCAGCGGCGCUGCUCUCCGCCGGGAGACUCCGCUGAAGCGCGCUCGGCUCCCGCGCCGAGGCAAACGACCGCUUGGGCUCGCCCUGCCCGCGGUGAGGAGCGCCCGAGCGAUUGUCGGGAAUUGCUGCUGCCUGAGCUGAUGGCGUACACAACCAGCUCCAGCCCUUCUGUGCCAGUGGGGCCCCAGUACUGCGUUUGCAAAGUUGAACUGUCUGUGUGUGGCCAAAAUCUUCUGGACAGAGAUGUCACCUCUAAAUCUGACCCCUUCUGUGUCUUAUUUAUGGAAGUCAACGGCAAGUGGACAGAGAUCGACAGGACAGAAACAGCUGUGAACAACCUCAAUCCAGCCUUCUCCAAGAAGUUUGUCAUAGAUUAUCGCUUUGAGGAGGUUCAAAAGUUGAAAUUUGCCUUGUUUGACCAAGACAAGUCAAGCAUGCAGCUGUACGAACAUGACUUCUUGGGAGAAUUUUCCUGCACCCUGGGAACAAUUGUCUCAAGCAAGAAGAUGACAAGAGCACUCCUCCUGGGGAACGGGAAGCCAGCUGGAAAAGGAAUGAUAAUGAUAGCAGCUCAGGAGCUGUCAGACAACCGUGUGAUCACUCUUAGCAUGGCAGGCAGGAAGCUGGAUAAAAAGGACUUGUUUGGAAAAUCAGACCCAUUUUUAGAGUUUUAUAAACCAGGAGACGAUGGGAAAUGGAUGCUAGUCCAUAGGACAGAGGUGAUUAAAUACACGCUGGAUCCUGUGUGGAAGCCAUUCACAGUGCCUUUAAUAUCUCUGUGUGACGGAGACGUCGAAAGGCAGAUAAAGAUCAUAUGUCAUGAUUACGACAACGACGGAGGCCACGAUUUCAUCGGGGAGUUCCAGACUUCCGUUGCCAAGAUGUGUGAAGCCCAAGAUGCCUUUUCGGUAGAAUUUGAAUGCAUUAACCCCAAAAAACAGAAGAAGAAAAGGAGCUACAAGAACUCAGGAAUCAUCAUUGUGAAAUCCUGCAAAAUCACCAGAGAUUACACCUUCCUGGACUAUAUCCUUGGGGGCUGUCAGUUAAUGUUUACGGUCGGGAUUGAUUUCACAGCCUCCAACGGGAAUCCCCGGGACCCCACAUCUUUGCACUACAUCAACCCCAUGGGAACAAAUGAAUACCUCUCAGCUAUUUGGGCAGUGGGGCAGAUAAUACAAGAUUAUGACACAGAUAAAAUGUUUCCUGCUUUGGGAUUUGGCGCCCAACUCCCCCCAGACUGGAAGGUUUCGCAUGAAUUUGCCAUUAACUUCAAUCCUACAAACCCUUUUUGCCUCGGUGUAGAAGGCAUCGUCCAAGCCUACUCCACCUGCCUGCCUCACAUACGCUUCUAUGGGCCAACUAACUUCUCCCCCAUCAUCAACCACGUGGCUCGGUUUGCAGCCCAGGCCACCCAGCAGCAGUCUGCGACUCAAUACUUCAUCCUCUUGAUCAUUACCGACGGCGUCAUCAGUGACAUGGACGAGACGCGGCAUGCCGUUGUGCAAGCCUCCAAGCUGCCCAUGUCCAUCAUCAUUGUGGGAGUGGGGAACGCGGACUUCGCAGCCAUGGAGUUCCUGGAUGGAGACAGCCGCGUGGUCCGGUCUUACACGGGAGAGGAGGCUGUGCGUGACAUUGUCCAGUUUGUGCCCUUCCGGGAAUUCCGCAGCGCACCGAAGGAAACCCUGGCCAAAGCUGUCCUGGCAGAGCUGCCGCAACAAGUGGUCCAGUAUUUCAAGCACCAGAACUUGCCACCCAUCAACUCGGAACCUGCCUAGGGCCCAGCCUACAAACUGCUCUUUGCCUGCAUGUGCCCCAAACGUGUCAAUGGCAGAAGGUUGCAUGUCUUAUGUGGUUUCACACAAUUUGUACUUUUUGAUUUAAGAUGAUUUAAUUUAAGAGACGCAACAAAAAUAAUCAAAGUGCCCUGACCACCCCAAAAGUGCAACAUGGGAAGCCGCCGGGCCUGAGAUUCCUGGGCCAAGGAAACUGUUGUCAAUGCAGGACAUUUUCCCUUCCCAGCCCUGAGAAUCAACUUUUAAGUAUUUGAAUGUACUUUGUAUGAUUUUUUUUUUUUUGUGGAAUGAGAGGAAAUUUUUACGCCCAGAACUUUCCAAGCAGUGAAGUUCUUGAUAUCCCAUUGCCCAAAGAAAUGUGGACAGUUCAUGGAUGUGUCAUACUUCUCAUGCUCAAUGUUCAUUUUUAUACUGUGUACAUGUUAUAUUUGUUAUACUCAGGUUAAUAAACAACCAUGGACUCUUUGCA
Messenger RNA from Lacerta agilis (Sand lizard), 2292 nucleotides. RefSeq names its product copine 2 (gene CPNE2). Gene Ontology annotation, molecular function: calcium-dependent phospholipid binding. The record is from RefSeq and is a predicted model, not a curated record. NCBI's taxonomy places the organism in Eukaryota, Metazoa, Chordata, Lepidosauria, Squamata, Lacertidae. The transcript is spliced from 16 exons. Gene Ontology annotation, cellular component: plasma membrane. The coding region runs from base 171 to 1805 and encodes 544 amino acids. Gene Ontology annotation, biological process: cellular response to calcium ion.